Messenger RNA from Myxocyprinus asiaticus (Chinese sucker), 6083 nucleotides. Its product is annotated as mastermind-like protein 1. Gene Ontology annotation, biological process: Notch signaling pathway; positive regulation of transcription of Notch receptor target. Bases 1007 to 4225 code for a protein of 1072 amino acids. Gene Ontology annotation, cellular component: nuclear speck; nucleoplasm. Lineage: Eukaryota; Metazoa; Chordata; Actinopteri; Cypriniformes; Catostomidae. Gene Ontology annotation, molecular function: transcription coactivator activity. The record is from RefSeq and is a predicted model, not a curated record. The transcript is spliced from 5 exons.
CUAGUGACAAGAUGGCGACCAAGAACUGCUUGAACACUGGAAAACAAUAGAGACAGCGCAAUUGGGCAGAGUUUAUUUCUUCACCGUUUGAUUUCUAUUUUUCGUGUCGUCCUAAACCGUGGCACGGGAGUCGGCUGCGUGUAGUUUAAGACUUUUAAAGCAGACUUGAAUGAAAAUCUUUGUUUUAGUGCUAGUUAGCAGGCAGGCUAAGCUACAUCCGUAGCUGUAAUGUAACUGAGGAUCAGCUGUUAGACGCACUGCUACUUUAAAAGUUACUUUUACUACUAAACGUUCAUAUGAAUCCUCUAACUUCGAAUUUUUACGCUGGGUGGAUAUAAUAUAUUUGUUUUGGUCGGUCACUUUCUUACGUUUCUUCGCUGUUUUUUCUCAAGUGCGUCUUUUCGCAAACUUUAAAUGGGGCGAAAAGUCUUUUAAAAAUAUUUAAAAAAUAUAUACAGAAAAUAAACAGGAAAAAGCCGCGUGUUUCUUUCAAAAACACCUUUUUGUGUAAUGUUAUGUAAUUCGAACUAAAGUUUAUAAAGAUAGAGAUUACUUGAUUAAAAGUUUUGAAUUUUCUUAAACGAUCCGUUGCAUUAUUUUAAUGUCUAAACAAAUGUAACUUAAAGAUAACAUGAAUAAUUUAUUAGCGAUGGCUAAUUCUUUCAUUCAUAAAAUCACAGUUUUUACUUCAUUGUGGUUUGUGGUAGGACUCUGAGCUUGAAUAUUUCCACCAGUAAGUUAGAUAAGAGUUUCAGUGAUUUGUGUGUGUGUGUAUUAGUUUGUUUAGUUUAGAGAAUUACUUGGACUUUUUUUUUUAAAUACAAGAGCACAAAUCUCAACUAUGUGCCAUUUCUUUUGUUAUAUAAGGAGGCAGAUAGUGAUAAAAAUGGAGGCAGUUGAGUGUGUUUUGUAAAGACACACACUCAUACUCCAACACACACACUGAAGCAGAGUUGUGCUGGUAUCCGGACACUCGAGUGAGUUUAUAAACACGCUGUUGUUCUGGAUGAUGGCGGAUUUCGUGGUGCCGCAGCACAGCGCGGUGAUGGAGCGGCUCCGGCGGCGGAUCGAGCUCUUCCGGCGGCAUCACAGCAGCUGCGAGAACCGCUAUGAUAACACGGCCAUGGAGCGGCUAGAGAUGGAGAGGCAGCAGACGUUCGCCCUGCAUCAGCGCUGCCUGCAAACCAAGGCCAAGCGCUCGAACAAGCACCGGCAGCCGCCGGCGGCGAGCGCGGACCCGGCGGGGCAGAGAGGCACUGGGAGCGGGGGCAGUAGCGCCGAGUUGGCGGACGGUGGCAACGGGACGCCCGGGGAGCAGAGCAGAAACAGCACGCUGAUCGCGCUACAGGAGACUGUGAAGAGGAAGUUGGAGAAUGCAGGUUCUCCUCUGGGCCGAGACCAGGUCAACGGUUUCAAUGAUGGUUACCCAACUUCUAAAAAGGCCUGCGUGGAGGACGCACUCUCUGGUCUUAACGGGGUCUCAAACGGCACUGUGCCUCCUCGCUCACCCUUGGACACCAAACAUAACGUGAGUACAGACUCCAUGGUGCCCAAUGGGAACCACAGAGCACCUGGCUCAGAGCACAAUGGAACAAGUAGAACAGAUAACGGUGCCCCACGUGGUUCAGAGUUCGAUUUUCGUCUGAAAGAAAUGAAGCAGGAGCCAGUGGACGAUAUCUUGCCCUGCAUACUGCCUACUGGAGGUGCGAAUGGCAACAACAGCCUGUUCCCUGACCUCAACCUCAAUGAUCAAGACUGGAGUGAGAUCAUGGAAGAGUUCAACCGCUCCGUACCCUAUGAGGAAAUUCAAGAGCUCUUCAGUGAUGGCUUUGGAGAUCGCAAAGACCCUGAUAUCCUGUCUGGGGGUGCAACUCAGAGCUUGAUGCCUCCAGAUCUGGCCAGUGUGAAGACAGAGUUUUCCCCUGCCACGGCUACCUCCGCCUUCGAUCAGGACUCUUGCACUGGUUCACCUCAAGUGAGACCCACCUCAUCCGUGCCUCCGCUACACACCAAUUCCCCUGUAACUGCCCCAGUAACCUCUACAGCCUCCUCGCCAGCACUUCCGGUGCCUCAACUUCCACAACAGCCCCCCAUUCAGUCUGCUAGACCACUCCAGAAUCACCUGCCUGGUCCACCCAAAGACCUUUCCCCUGCACAACAGCUGCAGCAGUUAGCGGCACGUGAACAGCAGCGAGCGCAAAUACUACAAAGCCAGCAGCAGCACGUGGUUCCGAAACAACCACAACAAAAACCGCAGCAACAGCAAGCUGUAAAAUUCCACCAGCAGCCCAACCACCCCUCAUCCUGGCCCCAAAAUGCACCCACACAAAGUCAACUGGGUGGGGCAUUUAGCCUGGAGAAGCCCACAAGCCCUUCCUUGUACCCUCAAGACUUCCCCAACCCCAAGACUCUGCUCAUACCGGGCCAGCAGCCCAACAAGGGCUCUCCCAAAGCAGGCACGCCAGCUGGGUACAUGCAGUCCGGAGGCCACGGCAACAUGCUAAGCCACGCAGCAGCUCCUAGUGGGCCACUUAGCCACCUGGCUAACCCAGGGACUCAGGCAGCCAUGUUGGACUACAGUAACACUAAACCCUUGUCCCAUUAUGAGGCCGGAACGCCAGGGGCCCCCAGGGGCCCGCCCAACACACAGAACCAGAACAAACAGACCCAAGCCAUCCUGUAUUUGAUGCGACACCAGCAGUUGCAGAAGCAGAGGCCGACAGGCAUGAACUUCAGACCAUCUCACCUACAGCAUGCUCAGGAGUCAGGGUCCUACCCCACCGCUGCUCAUGUUCCUGGUCCCGGCAACACCAUGACGCCACAGCCGAGCAGCAGCAACAUCCCUGGUAACCAUGGUAAUGCGGCCUACAUGAAGCAGCAACAGCAGAUGCAGUUGAUGAGUCAGCAGCAGAAACAGUUCCUCCAGAGACAGAUGAUGGCUGAACAGGAGAAACAGCGGCAGCAGCAGGAACAGCAGUUACAGAGGCACCUGACCCGUCCCCCGCCCCAGUACCAGGACCAACAAAGCCAGCAAGCCCAGCAGAAUCCAUUCCAGCAACAGCAGCAGGUCUCCCAGUUCACAGGUGCAACUCCCUGCUUGGCUCAGCAGCACCCCUCCGGCUUUACAGAACACAACAUCUCUGGUGCAUCUCAGCCAAUUGGAAAUGUAAACUCUCUCAGUGGCCCUGUGCCAGGAGCUCAAAGAAUGUUCUCUCAGACACCAGGUAUGAUGGGAAUGAGCGUGGGCCAAAGCGCUGUCCCGGCUCCUGGUGCCCCUUCGGGUGCCAGUCAAGCAGACAUGAACCUCUCAUCUUGUGGAGGUGGUCUUGAUGUUCAACAAGUCAUGUACAGCAGCAUGUCCAUGCACCCCUCCCACCCCAACCAGCAGAGACCACCUGUAUCAGCCAUGUCUGCGGCCUACAGACAAAGUGUUCUAGCAGCCCAGCAGCAAGCACAUUUAAAGAACCAACCCAAUGCCGCCCUGUUAAAACAACAACAGCAGCAGCAGCAACAGCUCGCUCGUUUGCCCAACAGCAUGCCCAAUGCAAUGGCGAAUAACAUGGGCACUGCUAUGCCCACCUCCAUGCCGAAUAGUAUUCAGGGUGCUUUGCCUACACAGACCCAACCCUGGCAGCAGCAGCAGCAGCCUCAACAGCAUCCGGGUCUCCAGCAGGGGAUGGGUGCCCAGCUUGGCUCCGCUAAUGGAGGCAAUCCCGCCGGUUUCGCCAAGUCUGGUUUCCACAUGCAGUCUAGGAUGGCCAAGCUACCGAACAACACCCUGUUUCCCCAGAGUGGAAUGGGUAACAGCGUGGCAGGUAGGGCUUUGGCGGGCAUGAACCCUGCUCAUAUGAUUCCUAACAUGAACCAACAACGGACCAAUAAACCCGCCAUGGGGCAACAAUUGCCCCCUCCCACCCAGCAGGCACCUCAGCAAAGGCAGCCACAAGCGCCCCCUCAAACCCAGCAGGUUUUGCCUGACCUGGGGCACUUUAGACAGUCGCAAACAGGACAGGUGCCCAACCGCACCGCAGGACUCCAGUGCAACCAGGCGUAUCAGCUUAACAGGACAGCCAAUCAGCAACUGCAGUUCGGCUACAGCAACCAAUCAGGUGGCAGCUUGACAGGCUUCCCUGGUGAGACCGACCUGGUGGACUCGCUGUUAAAGAAUCAGUCAACCCAAGAGUGGAUGGACGAUUUGGAUGAGCUAUUGGCCAGUCAUCAAUGAGUGAUGCCAAUGGGCCAAUUACAGACCUUUGUAAGGGGCUGUUUAGACUGAACUCGUUUUUGAUAGAUUCAACAACAAAAAAAAAGGAAUAGAACGCAGGUGUCUUUAAAUGCAUUUUUUAUUUUUUUAAAACAAUUUUUUAUAAGGAAUAUUCCAGGUUCAAAACAAGUUAAGCUUGAUCAACAGCAUUUGUGGCAUGAUGUUGUUUACCCCAAAAAAUUAUUUCGACUCGUUCCUCCUUUAAAAAAAAAAAAAAACUCGAGGUUACAGUGAGGCACUUGAAAUGGAAGUGAAUAAAACCACUGACAUUAAAUCUUCUGUUGAAACUUGUGUAUUAUUUGAGCUGUAAAGUUGUUUAUAUCGGUUCGGUUGUUUUUAUAUUUUUCGGAUUGUUUUAGGGUUUACAAUGUUACAUCGUAAUGGCAACGAAGUUGUAAAAUAAGAUCGAAUAGUACAAAUACAAAGUUCGUAAGCAUUUUGUUUAUGUCAUGUGGCUAUACUUAUGAAACAGUUAGUAUUUGAACAUUUACAGAUUGGCCCCAUACACUUCCAUUGUAUGUGCCUCACUGAAACCCAGAUUUUAGCUUUUUUUCAAGUAAAAGUAAGGGGGGGGGGAAAGGUGUUGAAAUUAAGUGUUGUGGUAUUCCACAUUGGACCACAGAUUCUGCCAAUUCAGCUUAAUUCUUAUUGAACUGGAAUAUUCCUUUAACUCAAAAACGUCUGUCUAGUUUGUCUAAUAGCACAGUUGGACGCAAAAACAUAUUCCAUGUGAACAGCCCCUAAGACUAUAUUGGUGCCUUUGGUAGAGAUGAUCUGUGAAUGUCCACAUUUGGAUGUUGGGGAAAAUGGAUUUACUGGCCAUAUAGUGGUCAGAUCUGCUGUUGUCUCUAUUAUGUACAUUGUGUAUAUAAUACAACACAAGUAGGGCACAGGACCAAAAGCCUGUGGAAUUGAAGUAUUUUCUGGACUGGAAAUUUCGAGGGAAGCAUUCUACUACUGAACCUGUGGCUCAAUAAAACCACUGAAUUUUACUAUGAUAUGAGUGUACACUCGUACACAGCCUAUUCAGCCAUUCAUAUGGUUCAUAUUGUAUUUGUAUUGCCUAGGUCUUUGCUAUAGGCAUGAGUUAGAAGUCCCUUUUAUAGUCCCUCAGGCCUUAAUUUUGCACUCUUGAGUUGCGUAAUAUGUGAUUUAUACAUCCAGCUAAAUAUGUGAGAAAGAGAGAGGCUUUCUCUUAAUCAUGGUUUCAAAGGUUGUUCAGAAUUUUCAUUCAAUUUUCAAGUUCCUACAAGUUCGGUCAUUGGAUAGUUUUAUAUUCACUAAAUUUAGGAAAUAGAUACUUUGUGAUUUAUCAGUUCGUGGUGGCUUACAGGAGUGAUACUGUAACCAUAACAGAGGAAGAACAUUUGAAUUUAUUAAAACACUACAAUGCUCAAGUGAAAGUGGGUGGAGCCAUGUGAUGUCAUCAUUACACUUUCACAUAUUUCACUAAACAAACCUUUUUUUUAAAUUCUGAAAUUUGCUUUGAACAGCCCAAAGUUAUAGACUUCUGCGUUGGUAUGAGGGUUGGUUAAUUUUCCUAUCUUUUUCCUGUUUAGGUUAAGGUAACGUUGAGAGAAGGUCAGGUGCUUUUCAGACCGGGCGUUACCUGCCUCAUUGCUGAACUUUCUCUGCAUUCGAGUCCGGAGUUCAUGUAUAUUUAUAUAUGUAUUUGUUUUGUAUGUAUGCAGUUUCUAUUGUUCAGGAAAAGAUAGAUCUUAUUUUUAUAUGUACAUUAUUGCAAAUUUUUUAAAGUAUUUUAUACUUUUAUUAUUGUUCUCUGUAAAACAAGAGUAUUGUGUAAAUAUAGUUCUCUAGA